Messenger RNA from Aspergillus campestris IBT 28561, 1641 nucleotides. RefSeq lists its product as uncharacterized. The record is from RefSeq and is a predicted model, not a curated record. The transcript has a single exon. Bases 1 to 1641 code for a protein of 546 amino acids. Lineage: Eukaryota; Fungi; Ascomycota; Eurotiomycetes; Eurotiales; Aspergillaceae.
AUGGAACCCAGCACCGACAGAGUCUCCGUCGUGGUCCCACCCCCACGUAUCGACCUCACCCUGUUCGAGUCGUUCGACGAAGAAGUGGAGCGCACGGUGGACGAGAUCCUCUCUGAUCCGAGCGUCGAGAGUAACUUUGACGACUACAGUCAUGAAGGGAGUGCGGGUGGAAUGGUGGAUGGGACUCACGAUGACGGUUUGGCUGCUGCGGCGCCGGAGGAACGUCCGAUGAAGCGGUCGAAGAAGCGGACUCAGCAUCGCUCGCCGUAUUUUGCUACCGAGGUGAAAGGCAUAAAGAAAGGGCCUGUGGCGCAGAGGAAUAUUACGAGGAUGAGUAGUGCGGAGGCGGAGGAGGUAGAGGAAGAGGAAGAGGAAGCGGACCAGGAAGAAGAGGUACAACCACAAAGACGACGCACCAAGGACAAACACCAACCCGAGAGAUCGUCCAGCUGCGACAUUAUCGAAGUGCGAAAGAUUCCCGCCCAGAAACCGAACCUCCAAACCCAGACCCCGGCCGGCGCAGACGAAGACGACUACGUUCUGGAAACCCUGGAGGAAAGCCAGAGGGACAGACUAGUAUCCUUCAUCACCUCGCACUCGUUCGUCACCAACCCCAAAUACCGCGCGAAGCGCAAGAAGUGGCGGCGUUUUGUGUCCGACUUGCGGAAAGAGGCUGGCCUGGCGAAUGUCGAUAAACCGACUAUUCGCCGGCUGGAGAACUAUGUCAAGGGACUUUGUCGCGACAUGCAGAAGACUGCCAUGACAGAAAGAGAAGCCUCCACUGAUGGAGAUGGUGGACGGGAGAAGUCGUUGAAGAGGUCGAAGGAAAAGCGACACCGGGAGGACGAUCAUCCUAGGGAGAAGGCUAAGAAAGACGGUAGUCCCAGGAAGAAGGCCAAGAAAGAUGAUGAUUGUAGGAAGAAGGACAAGAAAGACGAUAGUCCCAGGAAGAAGGCCAAGAAAGACGAUAGUCCCAAAAAGAAGGCCAAGGAAUCGAAAAAGAGCAGCUCCUCUACUCCUGCUACGGCUGCUGAAAAGCAGAACAAACCAGAGCCCGAAAUCAUCAACGUCGACAGCGACGAUGAGCCUGUGGUUGUUUCUGCUAGUUCUUCGUCUCGUUCUCCCGACAUCAACGUGGGGUACAGGCCGAUUGUUCGCCGUGCUGUAUCCCGUCAGCCUACGAGUGAGUCGGCACAUGGCGACGUGGAUGAAGAGCCAGAGGAGCCUUCCAAGCAUGCAAAUCCUGUGAUGAACGACACCCCCCCGGAGGUGGCCGCUCCCACGGCUUUCCAGAUAUAUGAGACUAGCAACGAAGGGAAUACGACCUCUCCUACGCAUGCGAGCACUCGCUCUUCAGACCGUUCAACCUCCCUGGCCAGCCACAGUCGCCGCAAAGAGGAAGAGCGGGAACUGCGACGGACCCGUCGGAGGAACAAACGUCAAAAGUCAACAAAGUCCAAGAAGUACCGAGACAGUCUUACUAGUCAGCGUUCCGAAAACGAAGGUCGGCAGUCCCCUGCUGUCAGCCCCGAGCCACAACCGCUGCUUCGAACGCCGGAAAAGCAGUUGAACCGCACAGCCCUCCGGCCCGACCCCGAUACCCCUGUCAUGGAAGAUCCUUACUGGGACAUGGAUUUUUAA